AUGCCGCCGCGCCGGCGCGAAAUCCCCGCCGAGGGCUCGUGGCGCCUUGUCGAUGGCGAAAAUGACAGCUUCGAUACGAGUAUUAUUGAUACGACGUUCGACUACGAAUUCAGCCCUCCCUCGAGUGCCAUGCCAUCUUCUGGGCUGCCCACUCAACAAUCCUUUUCACAAAGUCUGGGUAGCACGAGCUUUGCUUCUCAAGACAGCAUCCGCGAUUUCAACACCUACCAAGACGACGAGGAAGUAAUCUUGCGCCAACCUUUCCGCCCAAGCCUCCCUUCAAGCGCUCAUACGUCCACGCAACGUAUCUCAUACCCACGACCCGAGCUACAGCUCCGGAUGCCUCUCGUCGAUGCCAAUAAUCUAGUCGCGAGCGAGGCUUCGCGAACCGCAAUGGUCGACGAUGAUACAGAGGAAGCCAGCGUAGCGUCGGAUGACGAGCGCCGCGGGACUUGGCACGAGGACGAGGAGAGGGAAUAUGCUAGGCUUCUAAGGGAGCAAAAUGAGGGACCACUUGAUUGGCAACACACUGACUCAAAUUUGCCAUCGUCUUCAAACUUUUCUCAGAAACUGGCUCGGGUCUCUUCGCUCUCCUACCGUUACGCCGUAAUACCUCUCAUAAUCGCUCUCGCAGCAUACCUUGUUCAUUCGAAUGGCAUAUCUUUUGAGGCUGCCCGCGAUAAAAUCCAGUCCUUUUCUUUCGAUUCUAUCAAUGAGAUUCCCAGCGUUUCCAACUUUCGGCUUGGAUUCUUUGAAACCGAAAAGUCUAGUAGCUCUGCUGCUUCCUUCAUCGAUUUUACCAAACUCAUGCAAGUUCAAUCGGGAUUUGAGAGUGUGCUAGACAAGAGCGCCUAUGGUCUCUCUAUGCCGCUUGGAUUAAAACGUUCAGAAAUCGCUACUCGAAGUUUAAGGUCUCUCCUCAAAGAGAACGAAAUCGCGACUCGGGAGGAUUUCAUCAUGGAACUUAAUGCUUACAUAGCAAAGGUCGGCCAGGUAGGCGGAAAUUGGCAGACCUUUUAUAUCCAUGUUGGAUCAACGGUUGAUUCCGUCAUAAACAUCAAUCGCUGGACUCUUCGCCACAUCAACUCUCUCUCCAUGGAACCAGAGUCGCCUUCUCUACCUCCCUCCGUAGCCUGGAUUAUCCGACCACUGAGUCUAUUCAAGUCCUCGGAACAAGCCGGUAACGAUCGGGCUUUGUUGGAUAAAUACUCUGAGCACAUCAACCUUGUUCAGGAUCGGGUAGACAAGAUCAUUGAAGAAGGAAAAGCUCUAUCAUUACUCCUUCAUCAAGGUCAGACUCACCUGGGCGCAAUCAAUGACCAGGCCCAACGUCUCUCUAGCGCAGAGAAAACCAAGCCCAAGUCUUUCAUGUCUGCUAUCUGGGCUUAUAUUGGGAACUUGAUUGAGGAAGAGCGCAACUUUGAUGAACAAAUCACCUUGCUCAAAGAAGUUGAUGUACAAUAUACAGAUGCAAUCUCUCAUCUCUCCUCUUUGAUUGAUGAACUCAAGGAUAUACGACUCUAUCUGGGAGAUCUACUCGAGCGCAACGAUGAACCCUCCGUAACUUGGGGAGAGGAGCCAAGGGCCCAGACUCAAACCACGCUGAGCGAGCAAUACGAUAUUAUUAAAAAGGCCUUGGAAAAGCUUGAACAAGCCAGAAAGAGAGCUGUAACGGGUGUAUCAGAGGCUGAAAUUGAAAUUGAAGCCCAGACCGAAGCCCAGACUCAGGCCGAAGCCGAUACCAAGGCUGAAACUGGUGAGAGAUGA
Messenger RNA from Trichoderma gamsii, 1767 nucleotides. RefSeq lists its product as hypothetical. Lineage: Eukaryota; Fungi; Ascomycota; Sordariomycetes; Hypocreales; Hypocreaceae. The transcript has a single exon. The coding region runs from base 1 to 1767 and encodes 588 amino acids. The record is from RefSeq and is a predicted model, not a curated record.